CAGUUUCAUUAUAAUAUGGGGGACCCAUUUCCUUUUCCAUUAGAACAGGUUAACUAGCUACUACAUUAAUUAUUAGGUGGUGGUGUUGUUCACUCCUCCUUUCUGCUCUCACUCAAAAAUUCCAAGCUUUUGGAGCUGUCUGCAAUGGCUAGAUUCAGAAGCAUCUGUAAUACAUUAGAAGUUUUGUUUUUCUUGAUAUUCUCUGCUUGGAGCUUAGGAAACAGAGGAUCUGAAGCGAAGGACACACUGCUAGCAGGAGAGAAACUCAGAGAUGGGGAGAACUUGGUUUCUGCACACAAGCUGUUUGAAGUAAAGUUCAUAAACCUUGAGAAUUCACAGAACCGUUACUUGGCAAUUCUGUACUUGUUUGGCUAUGAUGGAAGGGCAGUAUGGAUAGCCAACAGAGAUAACCCCCUUAUGGAUUCCUCUGGAGUACUAAGCAUUAAUCGUAAAGGAAAUUUGGUGCUAACCAGUGGCAAAGGCAAUUCAACCAUUAUCAACUCUGAAGAACCCGCCAUGGGUGGCAACACAAGUGCAACAAUCCUUGAUUCUGGUAAUUUAAUCCUUAGAGAUGGAGAGCGGAUCUUGUGGCAGAGUUCUGAUUAUCUUUCUGAUUACACACUUUACCUUCAGAAUGAUACCACGUUAGGGACUGAAACGACCAGGGAGAAAGGCCGACAGUUAUUAGAUUUUGGUCAUUCAGCCAAGAGGAAGCUGUGGUUACAAAUCACCGUGUUAGUCUUAAUCAUUAUGUCGGCCUUUCUAAUAGCCUUCAUAAUCUGUAGACUAAAGAGUAGAUAUUGUGAUAGUGGAGGAAACAAUGAGAAGAACGAAGAGAAUGAUACUGCAAGUUCAAGGUUGCAAUUAAAUAAAUUUAGUGACAUAGAAGCUGCAUACAAAAAUAACAAUGCAAGUGAGCAGAAAUUAUGUGGGAACAAGGACUCUGAAUUGCCAUUAUUCAGUUUUUCUAGCAUAGAAUCUGCUACAAAUAAUUUCUCUACUACUAAUAAGCUUGGAGAAGGUGGCUUUGGGCCAGUUUAUAAGGGUAAGUUGGUAGGAGGACAAGAAAUUGCAGUGAAAAGGCUUUCUAAAAUGUCAAGGCAAGGAUUGGAGCAGUUUAAAAAUGAAUUCACAUUGAUUUGUAAACUACAACACAGAAACCUUGUUAGGCUUUUGGGUUGUUGCAUUGAAGGAGAUGAGCUGAUACUAAUCUACGAGUACAUGCCUAACAAAGGCUUGGAUUCUUUCCUUUUUGAUCCGAUGAAACGGGCAUUAUUGGAUUGGAGAACUCGCGUUAGCAUAAUUGAAGGGAUAGCACAAGGGCUUUUGUACCUUCACAAGUAUUCUAGAUUGAAAAUCAUUCAUAGAGAUUUGAAGACUAGCAACGUUUUAUUGGAUUGUGACAUGAACCCUAAAAUAUCAGAUUUUGGGACAGCAAGAGUUUUUGGCCAGAAUGAAUCCCAAGCCAAUACAAGUAGAAUCAUUGGGACAUUUGGUUAUAUGUCACCGGAAUAUGCAAUGGACGGCCUUUUCUCCGAAAAAUCCGAUGUAUUUAGUUUUGGAGUGAUGAUGUUAGAGAUUGUGAGUGGUAGAAAGAACAAUGGUUUCUAUCAGACAGAUAGUGAUUUAAAUCUACUUGGAUAUGCUUGGGAUUUGCGGAAUCAAGAAAAAAUAUUGGAGUUGAUGGAUAGUACUUUAGUUGAUUCAUGUUCGACGAAUGAAUUUGAAUUUAUAAGGUAUGUGCAUGUGGGCUUCUUGUGUGUGCAACAGAGUGCAGCAGAUAGACCAACUAUGUCCGAGGUUGUUUCUAUGCUUAGCAAUGAGACUACAUCUUUGCCAUCUCCAAAACAACCUGCUUUUACUAUAGGCAAAAGUAAUAUUGGUGUUGAGUCUUCCUUGUCAACUGGCCAAGAAUCUGUUAAUGAUGUAACUAUUUCAGUAAUGAACGGUAGGUAGGAUAGCAAGAGAUUUAUUAACUCAUUAAGCUUCCUCCAUUUUUGUUUGUU
Molecule: messenger RNA, 2006 nt
Organism: Telopea speciosissima
Lineage: Eukaryota; Viridiplantae; Streptophyta; Magnoliopsida; Proteales; Proteaceae
Product: G-type lectin S-receptor-like serine/threonine-protein kinase At1g67520
Exons: 8
Coding region: 145-1956 (603 amino acids)
Biological process (GO): protein phosphorylation
Molecular function (GO): ATP binding; protein serine/threonine kinase activity
Source: RefSeq, a predicted model, not a curated record